Molecule: messenger RNA, 597 nt
Organism: Trichomonas vaginalis G3
Lineage: Eukaryota; Parabasalia; Trichomonadida; Trichomonadidae
Product: tRNA 5'-leader removal
Exons: 1
Coding region: 1-597 (198 amino acids)
Source: RefSeq, a predicted model, not a curated record
AUGCUUUCAUUCUUUGUUUUUCAAGCAUUAUCAUGUCCAAUUCCUAGCCGUCCUCCGGGCAUUGUUUAUAACCCAGACGCUAAGGAUAUCAUUGUUGAGAUGUAUGCUGAUCCAUUAUGCUCAGAUUGUUUAGAUUCGUGGUCUGCAGUGUCAGCAGCAAUAACAAAAUACAAAGAUAACGCUAGAUUCAUUAUCCACUUAUUACCAUUACCAUAUCACACAUGGACUUUCAUGGUUUCUAAAGUUAUUAUGGCUGCAAAAUCCAUCAACACAUCCUACGCACCAAUUCUCUUAAAUUGCCUAUAUGCAGAUGGCAAUCAGAGCAUGUUUUUGGGCUCAGAAGUUAAAUCCGUGACAGCUGGUGAUAUGCAAAAGAAAGCUCUUAAAUGGGCAGCAGAAAAAUUAGGAAUUACAGUAAACGAUCUUACAAAGGCAUUUGGAACACAGGAAAUGAACACAAGAAUCGAAUUCAAAUAUUCUGCCGUUCAUAACAUCGACGGAACACCAACAUUCUACAUUAAUGGUGUAGCAUCCGAUCUCUCUUCCGAUUCUACAAUUGAUGACUGGAGCAAUGUUAUUGAUCCUCUCUUGAAUUAA